CGUAAGUUACAUUCCAGUACUAAGUACUGAGUAGAAGCUGAUUAUGAUCACAAAUUGACGGUCCCGCUCAAGCUACUUCGAUAUAAGCGCCGCGUGGACCGUCAAUUUCCUCGUGCUCAGCUUCCGAAUGCGUUCGCUGGCAGUUCGGCCCGGUUACUAGAUCACCCGGACCACACUCUCACCGAGCCUGUGUUUCUCCUCCCAUGGAAGUUUUGAGCUAGGCCUUCUCUUACUAAAACCAUGUCCACACCUGAUCUUUCUGUUCAAUCGCUGUUCGAUGUGAAGGGCAAAAUCGCCCUCGUUACAGGCGGCGGUACUGGUAUUGGCAAGACCAUUGCCUCGGCACUCGUACAAAACGGCGCAAAGGUCUACAUUGCUGCAAGGAAAGAAUCCCAAUUGAAGGAGGCAGUGGCAGAGCUUAACGCCAAAGGCCCUGGAUCAGCGGACUACAUUGUAGCAAACCUCGGCUCGAAAGCUGGCACCGAUGCUCUUAUAUCUGCUCUGGAGGCCCGCGAACCUGCAAAGAAAUUGCACAUCCUUGUGAACAACUCAGGUGUCUCGUGGGGGUCAUCCUUUGAAAACUUUCCAGAAGACAAAGGGUGGGACCAUGUCAUGGCUGUGAACGUGAAAAGCUUGUUUUACUUGGCGUCCGGGCUAUCAACCUGGCUUGCAAAGGAUGCGAGCGCGCUCGAUCCCGGCCGCGUGAUUAAUAUCUCAUCUGUUGCAAGUGUGUCACCACAUGUGGAAGGCCUGGUUAGCGCAGAUGGAAACGGGACAUGGAGCUACAAUGUCAGUAAGGCCGCAGUGAAUCACCUCACUUCAAUACUGGCCGUCAAGUUGGGGCCUCAGAAGAUCACUGUCAACGCGAUUUGCCCUGGGAUAUUCCCCACAAAGAUGACAGCCUUCGGAUUCAAGAACGUAGGCGAGGCAACGAUCGCAUCACGACAACCCACGGGUCGUGUUGGUCGGCCUUCGGACCUCGCUGGUCUCGCACUCUUCCUCGCGUCGCCUGCCAGCGCGCAUGUCACAGGCGCACAUAUCCUCCUGGACGGUGGUGCAACGCUGUCAAACCAAGGGAUUGCACCAAGAGUUAAACUAUGAUUCAUUAUUGCACGGGAUGUUUUCGUUCAUAUACCUGUACAUCACGCAUUGACAUCGGUCUGCCGUGGAAUCUCCUGUUUAACAUUCUUGCUACAGCCGUAGUACAAAUCUAGUUGUCCAUAAAGUCCUUGUUAUCCAUGACCAAACCAAGCGGAACAGCCAGAACGGGGUAUGAUGCCAAAGUUGUAAAGAGUCCUCGACGCAAAACCAAGCAAACUCA
Suillus paluster is the source of this 1321-nucleotide messenger RNA. RefSeq lists its product as uncharacterized. Bases 241 to 1101 code for a protein of 286 amino acids. NCBI's taxonomy places the organism in Eukaryota, Fungi, Basidiomycota, Agaricomycetes, Boletales, Suillaceae. The record is from RefSeq and is a predicted model, not a curated record. The transcript has 11 exons.